Messenger RNA from Delphinapterus leucas (beluga whale), 5632 nucleotides. The record is from RefSeq and is a predicted model, not a curated record. NCBI's taxonomy places the organism in Eukaryota, Metazoa, Chordata, Mammalia, Artiodactyla, Monodontidae.
GACGCCUGCAGAGCCGGGCUGCUGCUGCAGCUGCGGCUGAGGCAGAGGGUGGUGCUGCUUCCAGACCGUUUGCCUCCGAGCCUGGGCCUGGUCUCCAAGUGAGGAGGCGGGACGUGGCCAAUCCGGGGCCUUGGAGGUGCCCAGUGCCCGCUGAGGCUUAGUGGGGAUUCAGGCUGCGGCCUGUCAGAGCCAGACAGGGAGGCGCCCACGCUCCUGACAGUAUAAGAUGGCGGCGAUGGCGCCUGGAGGUGGUGGCGGCGGCGUGAAUCCAUUCCUCAGCGAUUCGGACGAGGACGACGACGAGGUUUCAGGGACCGACGAGCGGCGGGCAGGACUUCGGCUGAGUUCCGGAGUCGGCCUAGAUCCUGGCUCUGCGGACUCACUAUCGCCUCAGGAUCCUGUGGCCUUAGGGAGCAGUGCACGACCAGGGCUCCCUGGGGAGGCGUCGGCGGCUGCGGUGGCCCUGGGGGGCACCGGCGAGACCCCGGCCCGAUUGUCAAUUGAUGCGAUCGCGGCUCAGUUGUUGCGCGAUCAAUACUUGCUGACCGCCCUGGAGCUGCACACCGAGCUGUUAGAGAGUGGCCGCGAGCUCCCUCGGCUGCGCGACUACUUCUCCAAUCCCGGCAACUUCGAGAGGCAGAGCGGGACCCCGCCGGGGUUAGGGGCGCCGGGGAUCCCUGGAGCAGCCGGCGUUGGAGGCGCAGGAGGUCGGGAGCCGAGUACUACGUCGGGUGGGGGACAGCUCAAUCGAGCUGGGAGCAUCAGUACCCUUGAUUCUUUAGACUUUGCAAGAUAUUCAGAUGAUGGUAACAGGGAAACGGAUGAGAGAGUGGCAGUCCUGGAGUUUGAACUACGGAAAGCCAAGGAGACCAUUCAGGCCCUCCGAGCCAACCUGACAAAGGCUGCAGAACACGAAGUUCCUUUACAGGAACGAAAAAAUUACAAAUCAAGUCCUGAAAUUCAGGAGCCAAUCAAACCUCUUGAAAAGAGAGCUCUAAACUUCUUAGUCAAUGAAUUUUUAUUGAAGAAUAACUACAAGCUGACAUCAAUAACCUUUUCAGAUGAAAAUGAUGAUCAGGAUUUUGAACUAUGGGAUGAUGUAGGAUUAAACAUUCCAAAACCUCCAGACUUAUUGCAACUCUACCGAGAUUUUGGAAAUCAUCAAGUGACUGGGAAAGAUCUUGUGGAUGUGGCCAGUGGUGUAGAAGAAGAUGAAUUAGAGGCUCUGACACCAAUUUUAGGCAGCCUUCCUCCAACGCUUGAAACUCCUGCUGCUGUAGAGAACUCCUUGCUAGUAAAGAAAUUAGAAGAUAAAAUUAGUUUAUUAAAUAGUGAGAAAUGGUGUUUGAUGGAACAAAUCAGAAGACUUGAAAGUGAAAUGGACUUCCUCAAAAAUGAACACUUUGCCAGCCCUGUAGUUUGUGACUCUGUUCAGCCUUCUUUGGAUCAGUCUCCCCACAAGGACUCUGAAGACAGUGGACAGAAUUCAGUUAUAAAUAGUUCAGACAUGGGAGAAAACAAGGAUAUCCAUCUUUCAAAAUCAGAUGAAAUUGAUUCCACUAUUCCUAAAGAGAAUUUCCCACGUUCUUUCCCCAGGAGAGAAAGAGAAGGAAUGCCAUCUUCUUCUCCAUCAAAUAAAAGCACAGUCCAUUUUGAUAAACCCAAUAGGAAGUUGUCUCCUGCUUUCCAUCAAGCACUACUCUCUUUCUGUCGAAUGUCAGCAGAUAGUCGUUUAGGAUCAGAGGUGUCUCGGAUUGCAGACAGUGAGAAAAGUGUUAUGUUAAUGCUGGGGCGCUGCCUGCCACACAUUGUUCCUAAUGUGCUGUUGGCAAAGAGAGAGGAGUUGAUCCCCCUCAUAUUGUGUACAGCCUGCCUACAUCCUGAGCCUAAAGAGAGAGAUCAGCUUCUCCACAUACUUUUCAAUUUGAUCAAGAGACCAGAUGAUGAGCAAAGGCAAAUGAUACUGACGGGUUGUGUGGCAUUUGCACGUCAUGUUGGUCCAACACGUGUAGAAGCUGAACUUUUACCACAGUGUUGGGAACAGGCAUCCAAUACAUUAAUGAAUUAUGUCACCUUUUCAUAUGGGAAUAUGAGAACAGAUACACUUCUUUUCCAGUCAAAGAAAGAUUUAUAUUCUAUGAAGAAGACAUAUGGGAACAAAACCCAAUUAAUCACAAAUACCCAGAAAGAAGAUUGCUUGUGGCGGAAUCUUGUGGAGCACUGGCACCUUACCUUCCUUGUUAAAUUGCCCCCAACCAAGAUGGCGCAGAUUGUACUCCUGUCAACAAAAGAAAUCCGUAGCUCCUUGGUUCUUUCAAUGUUGCAACAGAUGUUAAUGGAAGAUAAGGCAGAUUUGGUAAGAGAAGCUGUGAUCAAAAGCCUCGGUAUCAUUAUGGGAUACAUUGAUGAUCCAGACAAAUAUCAACAGGGUUUUGAAUUGUUGCUGUCAGCCUUGGGUGACCCCUCAGAAAGAGUAGUUAGUGCAACACAUCAAGUAUUUUUACCAGCUUAUGCUGCCUGGACUACAGAACUUGGAAAUUUACAGUCUCAUCUUAUACCUACAUUGCUGAACAAGAUUGAAAAACUUCUCAGGGAAGGAGAGCAUGGGCUGGAUGAACAUAAGCUCCACAUGUAUCUGUCUGCCUUGCAGUCCUUGAUCCCAUCUCUCUUUGCAUUAGUGCUACAGAACGCACCUUUCUCCAGCAAAGCCAAGCUUCAUGGUGAAGUGCCACAGAUAGAAGUGACUAGGUUCCCUCGGCCUAUGUCGCCUCUUCAAGAUGUGUCUACUAUUAUUGGAAGUCGUGAGCAAUUGGCAGUACUGCUACAACUUUAUGAUUACCAGCUGGAACACGAGGGUACAACAGGCUGGGAGAGUUUACUAUGGGUUGUCAAUCAGUUGUUGCCACAGCUUAUAGAAAUAGUUGGCAAAAUUAAUGUUACUUCAACUACCUGUGUCCAUGAAUUCUCCAGAUUUUUCUGGCGCCUUUGCCGGACAUUUGGCAAAAUUUUUACAAACACUAAGGUAAAACCUCAGUUCCAGGAGAUUUUAAGACUGUCUGAAGAAAAUAUUGAUUCCUCAGCAGGAAAUGGGGUCCUCACUAAAGCUACUGUCCCCAUUUAUGCAACAGGAGUCCUUACGUGUUAUAUUCAGGAAGAAGACCGAAAGCUGUUAAUUGGAUUCUUAGAAGAUGUAAUGACCUUGCUUUCAUUAUCUCAUGCUCCUCUUGAUAGCCUGAAAGCUUCUUUUGUGGAACUGGGUGCAAAUCCAGCCUACCAUGAGUUAUUGUUAACUGUUUUGUGGUAUGGUGUUGUCCAUACUUCAGCACUUGUGAGAUGUACUGCUGCUAGAAUGUUUGAGCUGACUCUUCGAGGCAUGAGUGAAGCGUUAGUUGACAAGCGGGUUGCUCCGGCCCUUGUUACCUUGUCCAGUGAUCCUGAAUUCUCUGUCAGGAUUGCCACAAUUCCAGCCUUUGGCACUAUUAUGGAAACAGUUAUUCAAAGAGAGUUGCUGGAAAGAGUGAAAAUGCAGUUGGCUUCUUUCCUGGAAGAUCCUCAAUAUCAAGACCAGUAUUCUUUGCAUACAGAAAUCAUAAAAACAUUUGGUAGAGUUGGGCCUAAUGCAGAACCAAGGUUCCGAGAUGAGUUUGUUAUACCACAUUUGCAUAAGUUAGCCUUGGUGAACAACUUACAAAUCGUGGAUUCUAAAAGACUGGAUAUUGCUACCCAUCUUUUUGAAGCCUACAGUGCACUUUCCUGUUGUUUCAUUUCAGAGGAUUUAAUGGUUAAUCACUUCUUACCUGGUCUCAGAUGUUUACGAAUUGACAUGGAACAUCUUUCUCCAGAGCAUGAGGUUAUUUUAACUUCCAUGAUAAAAGAAUGUGAACAAAAAGUAGAGAACAAGACCGUCCAAGAGCCUCAAGGCUCAAUGUCAAUUGCUGCAAGCUUAGUGAGUGAAGAUACAAAGACCAAGUUUUUGAACAAAAUGGGCCAGUUGACAACAUCAGGUGCCAUGCUGGCCAAUGUGUUUCAGAGAAAGAAGUAAAAGCAGGAAGGAAGCCCCCAGUAAACACUAAAUGGACCUCAAGCAGACUGGUUCCUUGUACUUGAAGUACUUGCCUUUUUUAAUUUCUUUUUUAUGUUCUUGCAUUAUAAUUUUAUCUUAACCUCCAAAGAUAUUUGCACUGCUUUUGAUUAUUGCUGUAUAUCUGUUAAUUUUGGAGUUACAACUGUGGUGAUAAAAAAUUGAGUUGAUAGUCUGUACCAAGUCCCUCCUCUAUGUUCUUGUCUUUCAGAAUAAUUUUAUAUAUAUAUAUAUAUAUAUAUAUAUAUGGUUUUUUUUUAAUUUUUGGAUGGGAUAUUAGCAAAUAUCUGUAUGAUACACUAAGCUAUUACAGUGGUACUUAAAAUAAUGUAAAUUUGCAGUCAUUGUUAUAAAGUAAUAAAAGUGGAGAUUACUUAAGUAUUUAAAUUAUGAAAGAAUAAUGCAGACUUUUUAUUGUUUCUUAACUGACUAGAAAGAGCCACCAGCAUUACUCUGUGCCUUUUGGACUUCAGUUUGUGUGUCUGUAGGAAUUGUGUGCAUUCCAUUCACACAGUGUUUAUAAUACUGCAAUGAAUUUGAAUUGCAAAUCCUACAGUAAGUAGAUAAUAAUGAAACUUUCAAUAUUUCAGCACUCUCAUGAAUAUUCUUUAAGUGCUAUUUAAACCUCCCCAUCACUUACAUGCAUAUAAUGGACUUACCUGAGGAAACCCAACACAGAAGCAUGGGGAGUGGUUAACCAAGGUGAAUUUUACAUACUGGUGUGUAGUAGAUUUAAAUUCUCAAAACUAAAUUUAAGUAAGAAGACCUAAUAAUUGUGACAUUUUUUCCCAAACCGAAAUACAGAAGAAAAUAAUGGUUUGAAUCUAAUAUUUAAUACCUAUUUACAUAAAACAUUUUAUUAAGAUGUUUUCUAAUGAUUUUAAUUUCAGAGAUUAUCUUUUCAUUCUGUGUGUUACAGAGAAGUACAGAAAAGUUCAGGACAUUUGGGGGCUGCUUUUUUCCCUCUAAACUAAAAAUGACAUUGGCUAAAUUAUUACUGGUUAGUCAUCACCUUGUCCCUUAAAGUCAGUGACUAUUCUUGUGUUUGAUAUAUAUUACAUAGAGUCUUAAGUCAGUGUACCGUUCCACUGGAAUUUGACAGUUGUCUUUAAAGUAACGCAACUUGAAGUAGAAAAGAGUGGUCCUGGACAUAGAAGGGAGGUGGUUGGUUUAAGGGGUUAAUGUGAGGCCUUUUUGAAAAAUGCAUAUUUUGGUAAAGAGAAUUCUCUUUUGAGCACAGCUGAUACAAAUGGGUGAUUGUCAUGUUUGUUGUAUAAACUGGUUUAAUACACUUGGAACAUAGGUGGAUUAUAUUCACUUCCUGGGAAAGCUAGCUUACCACAUAUUAAAGCUUAUAAAAUAAGUUGCCAUAGGCAAAGCCAUUUAAAAAGUUUAUUCUGAAAUUAUUUCUUUUACCUACAGUGAAAUAAUUGUUAAGUAACUAGUCUUUACGGAAACUGUUGGAUUCUAGGCAUUCCUGAGAAAUUGAAAGUGGCUACCUUUCAUGUCAAAAAUGUUGAUCUAUUAUAAAUAAAAUGUUUUUGCAUACUU